AUGGGCUGUAUUGUCGAUAAAAUCGCAUAUCCAUCGAAAUAUUUACCCCGACAGAAAAUCACCAAAGAUGACAAGCGGUACAUCUGGAUACCCGUCAAGCACAACACUUCCAUCUGCGCCAUGAUUUGCUAUCCUAAUCAGAGCGAUGUCUUGCAAAGUCUACCCGAGCAGAUGGUCUACUCCAUCAUGACAAUAAGAAAGGCCCUCUUCGAAAGCACUUCCGAGCGACCCUCCGAAGAUGCCGCUAGCAAUGACCGUCUCAUAAUUUAUUCCCAUGGGAACGCAGAAACCAUGAUGCACAAUUCCGCUUACGGGUUCAUGUUGGCGGACCUCAGCGGGAUGCCCGUCCUCCUCUAUGAUUAUGAAGGUUAUGGAGCAUCGGAAGGGAAGAGUGGCGAAAAGACGGCGAGGAGGGACAUAGAAGCAGUUUAUCGGUACGUGCGCGAAACGUAUCCAGAAUAUAAGCUAAUCUUCAUGGGAAGGUCCAUUGGAAGCGUGACUACCGUUCAUAUUGCAAAUCUCUACGCCAACAAGAAAGCAUAUCAAGAAGAUAGGAAAAGAGACGUGCUGGCAGGCAUUAUACUCCAAUCUGGUGUGGCAUCUGCACUCCAAACGCUUCGGAAACGGAAGAUAAAUGUAAUCUGCGAUUGCCUGCGCAAUUAUGAUAAAGUCGGGAAUUGGUCAUUUCCGUGUCUCAUCAUUCAUGGUGCUUGCGAUAACAUUGUUCCCGUGCAUAACGCGAUUAUAAUGGCUCGCAACGUAAUCAAGCACAAUCACCCUUCAUAUCUUAAAUCUUUUGAGUCCUUCAUUAAAAAAGCACACCCUUUAGACACGAUGGACAAUCACUGCAUAUUUAGAGCAGAUAACUUCAGUCUUUUGCUCAUUGCCGGGGGAGACCACAACAGCUACGAUAUUGAGACAUACGAGCUGACGUACAGUGUCAUAGCGCAAUUCCUGACCGGGGAUGGCACAAUAGAGACGUCAAUCGUGCAAGGCCAAGAGAUGCUGCUCCAAGUCUGA
This is a messenger RNA of Giardia duodenalis, 1020 nucleotides long. Its product is annotated as Serine aminopeptidase. The transcript has a single exon. NCBI's taxonomy places the organism in Eukaryota, Fornicata, Diplomonadida, Hexamitidae. The record is from RefSeq and is a predicted model, not a curated record. Bases 1 to 1020 code for a protein of 339 amino acids.